CAUGAACACGACACAUCACGUGGCCGGAUCUGACUUGUUUCCUCGUUAUUUCAUGACAAAUUAAGGAGCUAAACGCCUUCAUGAAUGUUGAGUUGAGCUUCAGCUGGAAGAGCACAAAGAAAAAUUGAGCUGACAUUUGCUUUCACCCCCUCAACGGUAGUGAAUAACUGUUUGAUGUGUGUAUCAACGGCUAGUAUGUCAUUUACACAGAGAAUCCUGAAAUUCCUCAUUACUGUGUCAUUCCUGUUUGGACCCACAACAGCUUGUGUGACACGUCGAUGCCUGGCUAAUGAUCUCAUUAACAAAAACCUGUACAGUGCACCCCAGUCUACGGACUGUGUUACUGAUGUGGACCUCAUCUCCAUCCAGUACGAGACGUUGUCUGUUGAUUCCGAAACUAUGCAGUUGUCUAGCCGCAUUAAAAUUACCAUGGAGUGGACUGACCCAGACCUUGAAUGGUCACAAACAAAUUACACAUUUGACGAAAUCAUGUUGCCUGUUAAGAACAUAUGGACUCCUGAUCUCACUGUGGUGAAUGCAAUAUAUGUGAAAGUAAAACCUGUUACUAACGAUGUAGUGGUGAAAAUUGAUGGCACUGUGAGGUAUACCAUUGUCAUGUACACCACGGUUGCGUGCAGAAUGAACCUCCUCACCUAUCCUUUUGUUCAUGGCUCAUGUCCUGUGGCCAUCAACGGAUGGAAUCAAAGCUCUUGUGGGCUGUAUGUCCAGUAUGGCUCAGUAUCUGCAAUGAUAAAUGAAGGAGCUGAAUGGACCACUUUGUCAGUGAACCUCAAAAUGGAAAACAACACAAAGAACCACAACUAUAUUUAUGUCACUAUGUCCAGUAACCCUUUUAAAACAAUGGUGUCGCUGAUCCUACCCAGUGCACUAAUCAUGAUAGCUGAUCUGGUGAGUUUUGCUUUGCCGCUGACUCAGGGAAAGCGCAGCUCCUUCAAAAUCACACUAGUGCUAAGCUUCACCAUGUUCCUUCUCAUCCUCACUGACUACAUUCCUAACAGUGGACCAUGCAGCCCUCUGAUACGUUAUCACUUCUGCUUCUGCAUGUUCAUUCUGGUGAUGAGUAUGCUGAUAUCCAUGGUGUUCACAAAGGUGGAAGCAGAGGGCAACAUUUUGUGUAGCAGACUUCCAAAGCUGUCUAAACCAGAUCAAACAGGAACACAAUUUGUUGACAUGAUUGCAGAUGGGCAUGCUAUCAGGAAGAUUGUGAAUUUUGUGGAGAAGAUGGAUAAAACAGACAGCGAGAUAAAGAAAAAGCAAAUGUUGGCAACAAAGUUGGACAAAUUCUGCCUUUCGGCAUAUAUAUUCCUCGAUGUCAUUUACAGCAUAUGCAUGAUUACUUUUACCAAAAUACAAUCUUGUGAGGUUGACAAUUUGGAUUUCUGGUAACAGUAAUUCAUUGCAGUUUUCUGCCUCAUGAAGCAUUAUCUAUUAUUUAUGCACUCUCAAUGUAUAUGUACACAUAGAAGCAUAGGGGUUUAUCCAUUGUCAGUAACUAAGGCAACCAUCUGUGUUGCCUUUUAGUAUAAUGUAAUUUUUGAGAAAAUUAAAAUAGUAAAAGCCAUAACAAAUAAACCAUAUUCUUGG
Ictalurus punctatus (channel catfish) is the source of this 1605-nucleotide messenger RNA. Its product is annotated as 5-hydroxytryptamine receptor 3A. The coding region runs from base 175 to 1407 and encodes 410 amino acids. Gene Ontology annotation, cellular component: synapse; neuron projection; membrane. Lineage: Eukaryota; Metazoa; Chordata; Actinopteri; Siluriformes; Ictaluridae. Gene Ontology annotation, biological process: chemical synaptic transmission; signal transduction; regulation of membrane potential. The transcript has 11 exons. The record is from RefSeq and is a predicted model, not a curated record. Gene Ontology annotation, molecular function: transmembrane signaling receptor activity; neurotransmitter receptor activity; extracellular ligand-gated monoatomic ion channel activity.